Molecule: messenger RNA, 4048 nt
Organism: Thrips palmi
Lineage: Eukaryota; Metazoa; Arthropoda; Insecta; Thysanoptera; Thripidae
Product: golgin subfamily A member 3
Exons: 7
Coding region: 1-3519 (1172 amino acids)
Source: RefSeq, a predicted model, not a curated record
AUGCUGCGGACGCAGCUGGGCGCGCAGCGCGAGGCGCGGCGCCGCAAGCUGGACGAGGUGUCCGCCGAGAUGGACCGCCUGCGCGCCGAGCUGGCCGCCGAGCGCGCGAUGCGCGAGCAGCUGGAGCGGCGUCUGCACGACGACGACGAGGACCAGAUGCUGCGGGACGCCAUGCUCGUCGAGUCGGACCAGCUCCGCGACGACCUGGAACGCGAGCGUGAGGCGCGCCAGCAGGUCCAGCUGCAGGCCGCCGCCGAGCUGGCCACCAGCAGGGAGGAGGGCGAGCGCGCCACCGUCCAGCUCGACGAGGUGCAGCGCCAGGCCACCGCGCUCAAGGAGGUGGCCGCCCUCAGCAAGCGCAUGCUCGCCAUCCGCGAGGCGCAGGUGCACGACAUGCGGCAGCAGCUCACGGCCAUCGAGGAGAAGGUGGGCAGUCCCGAGCACACGGCCACCACACUCACCCACCUGCGCUCCGAGUACGAGAAGCAGAUCACCAACAUCCGCGGCCUCAAGCAGCUCUACGAAGAGCGCGCGCGCGUGCUGCAGCAGGAGAAGGACAAGCAGGCCGGCGAGCUGGAGCAGCGCACACAGGAGGUGGGCGAGCUCCAGGACGCCGUCAAGGAACUGGAGGAAAAGGCCAGCCAAUUGGAAGCGACGCUGUCGGAGCGCAGCGACGCCCUGGAGGAGCUGGAGUUCCAGCUGGGCGACUCGGUGGCCGAGUGCCAGAGCCUGACGGCGCAGAUGGCCAGGAUCAACGGACUCUUCACGCAGAUGCUGCUGGGCUGCAGCCACCCCGACAUCGACCUGGACCGCCUCGGGCACCUGCUGCACGAGAACCACGACCUGAUCGCCGACAUCACCGACAAGGACGGCGGCACGGACAUCGCGCCCGUGUUGCCCAAGCUCAUCCUGGACCUCAUCACGCAGGUGGAGGAAGAGGCCAGGCUGAAGCAGGAGGCCGAGGAGGGGGAGGAGGAGGAGGUCUGCGAGGACGCGGACGUCAAGGAAGGCGAGGAGGCCGUCAAGCAGGAGGACCAGCAGUCCGCGGAGGGCCAGGUUCAGGCAGACGACAAGCCGGCCGACGAGAAGCCGGCUGACGACAAGCAGGUCGGCGACAAGACAACCGAAGACCAGCAGCCCGAGGGUGCACAGCAGAACCCCCAGGACGCGGAGAAGGCGGUCAUCGCGGCCGCGCCCGGCAGGGAGGAGCUCGUCAACGAGAUUGCGUCCAACCUGCCCAAGGUGUGGGCGGUGCUGCGGGAGCUGGUGUCUCAGCAGGCGGGCCGCGGCGUGCGGCGCGGCUCGGUGGGCGACUCGGAGAAGGGCAAGGCGUCGUGCUACACCAGCGUCAACACGCCGGGCGGCCCGCGCAAAGUCAUCUCCGUGUCCAAGACGUACAUCCGCCUCAAGGACCUGAUCGUCGAGAAGCGCUCCCUGCAGAAGGAGCUGUGCAGCCUCAAGCAGCUCAACGGGCACCUGGAGACCCGCCUGGACGAGCAGGAAAACAGGCUCGGCAAGGUGUCGUCCGAGCUGCACAAGACGUGGGGGCUGGUGGGCCGCCUGCAGGCGCAGCACCAGCAGCUGCACACGCACGAGAAGAUCCUGCGCUACGAGCUGCACCAGAAGCGCGAGCUGCUGUCGGAGCUGAAGCAGGAGCUGGAGUACUGCCGCGAGAAGUGGGAGAGCGCGCGCGAGAAGAACUCGCAGACGGACCGCGAGUGGCGGGUGCUGCGGCGCGAGUUCGCGGCCCGCAAGACGAGGGACGCCACCCGCCUGGACGACCUCAACAACUCCACCUCCGGCGAGAGCGGCCUCGGCGAGGACAGCGGCGAGGACGACGCGGACGUGUCCUCUGGCCGGUCCGAGACGCCCUCCGUCGCCGAGGACGCCGUCGUCACCUCGUCGCUGGCAGAAGAGGACCUCGUCGUCGCGGCGCCAGACCUGCCUGUCGACCCGGAGAACGCCGUGGUCGAGGAGGCGGCCGCGCCCGCCGAAGCGUCGGCCGUGCCGAUUCAGGUGUCGAUGGCGCCGCAGCUCGAGGCGACUGAGGACGUGGAGAUGCUCCCCCUGGAGCUGGCCCCGGUGCGCGCGGUCACGUCGAGUGCGUGCCGCGUGGUGACGACGGAGCCGCUGACGGCCACGGUGGUGCGCUCCGCCGCCGUGGUGCUGCAGACGGAGGUGGUGCCCGCCCAGCGCGCCACGACCACUCCACUGCCAGCGGCGCGUCGCCUCGGGGACGACGCCUCUGACGCCUCGGACAGCGACGCGUCGGGGCCGCGAGGAGCAGUGCGCGACCUCACGGACCUGAAGGCGCGGGCCCUCGUCACCUACGCCCAGCGCGUCGCCAGCAUGCGGCAGCAGGACACCCUGCAGGACACCCUGCAGGACACCCGACAGGAUGCCCAGCAGGACAGCCAGCAGGACAGCUCGCGGGACACGGAGGAGGAACCCGACCAGCCGAAGCCGAAGUGCAGGCCUCUGGCGGCGCGGCUGGACGUAUCCCCGGCACCACUGGGAACCGACAGUCGAACGGACAGCCGAACGGACAGCCCCCCGGACACGCCGCAGGACACGGCGCUGCGGCCCCCGCCCACCAGGGUGGUGCCCGUGUUCGACCCGCUGGCCGCGGUGCGGCCGCCACAAGCCGCCCCGCAGUCCGACACCGCCACGCCCAUGCUGUUCGGCUCGUUCGACGUGGCCUCGCUGGACUUCUCCGCGCUGGACGUCACCAAGUCCCUGGCGCCGGCCGCCGUCCACGAGGAGCAGCGUACCGCCCCCGUGGCGGAGUCGCCCUCAAGGGAAGGGUUAUCCGCGUCCAGCCAGCUGACCAGCAAGUUGACGGAGACGGCCUCGGCGGCCAGCAGCGCGAGGUCGCAGCGCACCCCGGAGGAGAUCCUGGCGGACCGGUCGGCUCGGCUGCAGCGGCUGGAGCAGCAGGCUGACUGGCUAAAGCGGAAGGUGGCCAGCAACAACCAGCGGGGCACCGCCCUGUGCACCAAGCUGGAGGAGCUGCACGAGCAGUACGGGUCUGCCUCGGCCACCACCACAGCCGCGGAGCCCUCAGCGACGGCCGGCGUGGCGUCGGCAGUGACGCCUUCGGCCUCUCUGGACGCGGCCACCACGGCCUCGACCGUCGCGGCUUCGGUAUCCACGGCCUCAACCACCACUGCCUCGGCCACCACGUCCUCGGACGUCGCGGUCCCGCCGACCACGGUCUCGGCCUCCACCAGGACCCCGGAGGAAAUCCUGGCGGCGCGCGCGGAGCGACUGAGCCGCCUGGAGGAGCAGUGCAGCUCGCUGUUCAGCCAAAUGAACCGCACCUCCAGGUUCAGCAGUGUGCUGUCCAACCGCCUCGAAGAGCUCCACGAACACUACGGCCAGGACGCCGCCAACACCGCGCCGGUCCCGCCGGUCCCGCCACCCAUGCCCGGCGUGCUGCCCGCCGCCCGCCUCCCCGUCAGCGAGCCGCCCCCAGGCGCCGCCCCCGAGGAGCAGCGCGAAGAGGGAGGACCGCGGUAGAGCGUCGGGGGAGGGAGGGGCGUCGUGUGGGUGCACAGGGGUUGCUGAAAACGACUUAUUUUAAUGAAAAGAUAAUGUUUAGUAUUGAUAAUUCUGUCUUGAGAAGAAGACUGAUGGCGUUGCCGUGCUGUGAAUUUUCAAAGACGGAAGACGAAGAGUCGAACGUGAUGUUUCAGACGAUAGAUGAAGGCGGGUGGAAACUUCCGUAGAAAAAGAACAUGUGGAAAUGCCAGGUUCGUGCCACAUUGAUACAGAAUUAGUGUUUAGUAGCGUUAAAAUACCACAGUUUUAAAAAUUACUUAAGUAUUUGUGCCAACAUUACCCUACGAACCUGCUCCACUUUUACAAAGGACAGGACCACGCGCUUCUUAUGUGAAGUUGCAGACAUCACAGUCACAGUUUAAGUUUCUAUACAGUCUGAUACCAUAUAUUCUGUAUAUUUUCGUACCUGCUGCUUUGUUUUGUAUUCGGCAAUGCGAGAAGCAUUGCUCCCAAUAAUUGUGUACAAAUAUAUAUUGUUUUAGACGAU